GACAGUAUUUUUGACACUCAUAUUUUUUUGAAAAAAUAUAAGAAAAGUUUAUUUAGUAAAUUGCAUAUUUCGAAUUUAUUUGUCGGUGGCCAAGUCGUAGCCCCGUCGAUUUUUAAUACCCACCUAGAUUUAAGGACAGUUAUGUAUAAUGUAACGUUACAGUAGGAAACUUGUGUACACUUGUGUAAAUAAAGAAAUCUGCAAGACGAAAGUCUACCUGCAGGGCCCUUCAAAAUUUGCAAAAUACAAAUAUUCGAUAACUGUUUGUAAUCAGUAAUAACCCAAAUCCAGUGAGUCGUAAUUACAAGUAUUAAAUUUGUUGGAAACCGGUAUUCUAAUUUAAAUAUGACUCCGCGUUCUAGUCUUGUUUCCGCUUCUUGGUACUUCAAAUACUUGGGGAUACCGUUAACUGUUGGUGUGAUAAAUAUAAUGUUUAAUUUAUGUAGAAGUACCCAAAGACGGCUUAGAGCCGCUUUAGAAGGAAAGGUGGUAGUUAUAACUGGUGCAAGUUCAGGCAUUGGAGAGGCACUAGCUCAUGCUUUCUAUGAACAGGGAAGCAAGGUAGUUUUGGCUGCUCGCAGGGAGACUGAACUCAAUCGGGUCAAAAAUGAUCUCAUCUCCAAAAACUUAACCCUGCCAACAGAAGAGCCAGUGGUAAUACUACUGGAUCUUAGCGAUCUUGAGACCCUAGAAGGUUUUAUUCAAAAAGUUUAUGAUAUGUGUGGCCGUAUUGACAUACUAAUCAACAAUGGAGGCAUAUCUCACAGAGGCGCCAUACUGCAUACUAAAUUUGAAGUGGACAAGAAAAUUAUGUCUGUUAACUACUUUGGAGCUGUUGUGUUGACUAAAGCUGCUCUACCUAAGAUGGUGGAAAGAAGAAGUGGUCACAUAGUCUUUGUAAGCUCAGUACAAGGUCUCAUAGCAAUUCCUGAUCGUUCAGCAUAUGCAGCAUCAAAACACGCAAUGCAGGCUUUUGGGGAUUCCCUAAGAGCUGAGAUGAAACAGCACAAUAUUGAUGUGACUGUUAUGAGCCCUGGAUAUGUCAGGACUGCCGUGUCGCUUCACGCUUUAUCUGGCAGUGGGGAGCCUCAUGCAGUUAUGGACCCAAAUACUGCUGCUGGGUUCAGUCCAGAGUAUACAGCGCGUAAAAUGUUGGAAUCCAUUGUCAGGAAAGAUAAAGAAUUGGUCUUGAGCCAAUUUAUACCGAAAGUAACGAUUUUGCUCAGACAUUCGCUACCCUCGAUGUAUUUUUGGGUAAUGGCCAGGAGGGCCAACAAAACAUAAAGCAUCUGUAGUUUAUUUUUCAUACAGCUUAUUUUAUGAAUAUGUUACUUUUUGUUCAUUUGUUGUUUCUUUAUAUUUUCGUAAAGUAACAAAAAUAUAAAUGAAUUGCCAGUGCUAUAAAUAUUGGCAAUUUGUUUCUAGAUGGUGUGUUAAGGGGAUAUAAUAAAUCAAACUUAAUUCAUGUUAUAUUUCAUUUAUUGCGUGAUAACAGAGACAAGUGUUUUUUAUACUUUAAUGUUCCCUGUCACCAGUUGUGUAACAGAAUCUUUCAACAAAUUACUAUCACACUUGAUUAACUAAAAGCUUUCUUACAAUGUAAAGAAAAUAUCUUUUGUACAGGCUUGUCUAUCUAAUUAAAC
Hyposmocoma kahamanoa is the source of this 1643-nucleotide messenger RNA. Its product is annotated as dehydrogenase/reductase SDR family protein 7-like. The coding region runs from base 346 to 1284 and encodes 312 amino acids. The record is from RefSeq and is a predicted model, not a curated record. Gene Ontology annotation, cellular component: membrane. NCBI's taxonomy places the organism in Eukaryota, Metazoa, Arthropoda, Insecta, Lepidoptera, Cosmopterigidae. The transcript has 5 exons. Gene Ontology annotation, molecular function: oxidoreductase activity.